CAGACCGAGCGGUGUCUGAACCGUGCACGAAGCUACCUCCGCUUCGUCCUCGUCGACAUGAGCAAGGGUGUGCGGUGCGUGCGCAGCAUCUUCCGACCGGGACUUUUCAAACACAAGGUGGCCGUGGUGACGGGGGGAGCGACAGGGAUCGGAAAGGCCGUGGCGGAGGAGCUCCUUCAUUUGGGUUGCAGUGUCACAAUAGCCUCUAGGAACGAAGAGAACCUGAAAGGUGCGGCCAACGAGCUUCAGAGCCGAUUGACGAACCAGGAGGGAUGCCCUCGCAUCUUGUACACACCAUGUAACAUCCGCAGUGAGGAACAGGUGAAGAACCUAAUCAGCAGGACUCUAGAGAGCCAUGGCCGCCUCGACUUCCUGGUCAACAACGGGGGUGGCCAGUUUUUAUCGAAGGCAGACGGCAUCUCGUUAAAGGGAUGGAACGCCGUGGUCGAGACCAACCUCACUGGAACCUUUCUUACGUGCAAAGAAGCUUACAGCCAAUGGAUGAAAGAGCAUGGGGGAUCGAUUGUCAACAUCAUCAUGGAGAAUGUGCGUGGCUUUCCCAUGGCGGCGCAUUCAGGAGCUGCGAGAGCCGGUGUGGAAAACCUGACGCGUUCCCUGGCCAUUGAGUGGGCAGAAAGUGGAGUUCGGGUCAAUGCGGUUACUCCGGGCAGCAUCUACUCGGCUACGGCGGCCAAAAACUAUGCAGUCGAUAUUUUUGAUCUUGUGAGGCCGCGCCUCGCUGCCAAAAGGACGGGCACACCACAGGAGGUGUCUUCUGCCGUCUGCUUCCUACUGUCGCCGGGUGCGUCCUACGUGUCUGGCACAACGCUCUUUGUGGAUGCAGCCAGCAGACUGCACCCGGGACUCAUGUUCGAAGUUCCAGAGCACGACCGGUGGCCACAACACGACAGCUGCAUCGACAAUGAAGCCAAAGAGCUGCCUUAGAAGACUUUCUCCUAGCUCUCCACAUGAGGCUCAGUCGGAUGAAAAACAAGAAUACCAGUUGGAUGGAUGGGUGGUGAUGGCUAUAUACCCUUUAUAACAAUGCAAGGCAAUGCAAGGCAAUGCAACUUGUGCCACCAAGCCUAGAAAAAAAAAAAAAAAAAAGAUUUCUUUUUUUACUUGUUUGGGCAAAACUGCUUCCCCACUGCAUUUUAGUAACUAUCGGCGGCAGUGUGGUAGCCCAUCUGGACCUCUAGAGUGCAGCAGACGACGUUCCCCGGCUGCUUGCCAACGUCUUCAGACGGGUCGCCCAACUUGUUUUUGUGACAAGUUGGUGGACUGCUCACAUAAAUGAGCCUGUAUACCUAGCAAUAGUUAGGGUGCAUGCUAAUGAACCAUGAAUUCCUUCAAGCAACGAUUGGCAGCAAUCAAUUACUUUUCUUUUACUACAUAAAAUAUGUGCUGCAUUAAAAAAAAAAAAAAACAUUCUUGCCAUUAAAAAAAUACUGACGCCUUCCAAUUUUUAAAAUAAUUUUUUUUAAUGUUUUGCCAGGCAAUUUAAUAUGGUGUCAAGAGAUUGCCCAAUAAAUAUUUUGCUGCAGAGUCACCUAUAUCUUUAAUAAAGCCAAAAAUGAAAGAAGCUAACAAUUCUUUGUAAUGCCAAAUUAGAGUGCAGCUCUUGAGGAGGAGAGGGUAGGCUUUCUCUUGCUCCCCUCCCACUUAGCAAGAAAUUUAGUGAAAAUUUCCCCGCUAAAUUUAGCAAAAAAGCUGAAUUGGUGUAGAGGUCGAUUUCCCCGCUAAAUUUAACGUGGGAAUAUUUAAGCUAACUUUAGCAGGUAAAAAUUUUCCGCUCAAUUUAGUGGAAACAUUUCCCCGCUAAAUGUAGUGGAUUAAUUUUCCCACUAAAUUCAGCAGAAAAACUUUCCCGGAUUGAGGGGCACCACAUGUGACAUCACGACAAUAAAAAUUUUCCACUAAAUUUGGUGGCAAAUUUCUCCGCUAAAUAUAGCAGGAAAAUUUUCCUGGUAAGUUUAGCGGAAAAAGUUUCCUGCUAAAUUUAGCGGGAAAAUUUUACCCUCGUGACGUCACUAUAGGAAACAUCCCAUAAUGCAACGCAUGGUUACGCCGACGGUGAUGCCGCAACCCGGAAUUGAGCGCCUAAGAGCUGCGCUCUAAAAUCUCUACUGCUUGAAACCGGACGCACGGAAAUCGCGUGGCUACACCUGACCACAUUUUUUUUCUGUGCUUCUCUGGCAUGUGAAGCAGAUGACGACGAAUCUUUGUGCACCGUUUGUCGUGCGAUUGUUUUGCACUUAUAUCUGUUCCGCUCGAUGUUCUGCGCUUGACAUAGAUCAGUUGGCCGGCACUACGACCGACAGUUCCGAAGUAGCGGCCCCAUGUCUGUCGCAACGUUGGCCCGUCGUGCGCCGCCAUAGCAUUGUCCAGCCUGCGGUACGUCACCAUAUUGAAAGUGACGUGUACAUUACUUCCUGUGAUCUGCGCGAUAAUUAUCUUCAAUCAACGUAUUUGCAGCUUCUUGAAAGCCACAAAUAAUGGGGUUUCUAUUUUUAAUAUUGAAUGUGUGCCUUAGAUGACCCACGACAUUGAAUAUAUUUGGUACAUGUACAUAGUUUGAACACUACAUGACCAUGGAAAAGAGUGAGGGCGACUGAAACCAGUUAAUUCUCGACCGGCUGUUUUCAAGUAAAGAGAACUAUAUUUGUGCCGCAAAUUGUGUUCUGGGUAGCUAGGCUUUUAUAGGUCAUGUUCAAAUAAAAACCUUGGUGAGCAUAAAUACCCUGUCAGUGCCCUUUUAAGUUGUCCUUACAAGUGUGUUCAGUUCGCCAUAGUAGUACCGCUGCUUGGAAAAUUAUAAAGUGGCUUUUAAAUGCUAAAAGCAAUAUCAUCCACACACACAUAAGGUCAAAGCCAUAUUUUUGUGACAAAAUUUUUCAUAUUGUAUGCGGUAUUCUUAAUAGACAAAAAAAUGGAAAUAAGAAUUAAAAACAA
Molecule: messenger RNA, 2952 nt
Organism: Ixodes scapularis (black-legged tick)
Lineage: Eukaryota; Metazoa; Arthropoda; Arachnida; Ixodida; Ixodidae
Product: peroxisomal trans-2-enoyl-CoA reductase
Exons: 8
Coding region: 58-945 (295 amino acids)
Biological process (GO): phytol metabolic process
Cellular component (GO): peroxisome
Molecular function (GO): trans-2-enoyl-CoA reductase (NADPH) activity
Source: RefSeq, a predicted model, not a curated record